Molecule: messenger RNA, 3884 nt
Organism: Thamnophis elegans (Western terrestrial garter snake)
Lineage: Eukaryota; Metazoa; Chordata; Lepidosauria; Squamata; Natricidae
Gene: PRDM6
Product: PR/SET domain 6
Cellular component (GO): nucleus
Molecular function (GO): histone methyltransferase activity; protein binding
Source: RefSeq, a predicted model, not a curated record
GAUGCUGAAGUCCGGCGACCCCGGCGGAUCAGCUUUCCUCAAGGUGGACCCGGCUUACCUCCAACACUGGCAGCAGCUUUUCCCACCCAGCAGCCAACUGAAAGGUGGCGCGGGGCUGCUGGGCCACCCUCUCCAGGCGCCCGAAAGAGUCCUCGACCCAACCUGUGACAACCUCCGGCAGCUCCCGGCGUCUCUCUCUUCGUCCGCCUCCUCGUCCUCCUCGUCUUCCUCCUCGUCCUCCUCUUCUUCCACUCCUUCGUCCGCUCCAUCUUCGUGCGCCGUCGCCUCCCUGGCCAGCUUGACUUCGCUGCCGAUGGCGCAGAUUCCUGUCUUUGGGCCGAUCCAAAGCUCCGAUCCCGCGACGGGAGCCCAGGUCUCGCUCUUGCAGACCAAGGACUUGGUAGGGGGCGGCGGCAGCAGCCUGGCCAAGUGCAGCGAGAGGGCGGCGUCCAGGUUUCGCUGCACGGCCGAAGAACUGGACUAUUACCUCUACGGGCAACAGCGCAUGGAGAUCAUUCCCCUCAACCAGCACACCGGGGACCCCAACAAUCGGUGUGACAUGUGUGCCGAUAACCGAAAUGGAGAAUGUCCCAUGCAUGGACCUCUGCACUCUUUGCGCCGCCUGGUGGGAACUAGUAGUGCAGCAGCGGCAGCUCCUCCCCCUGAGAUUCCGGAGUGGCUUCGGGAUCUGCCACGAGAAGUAUGUCUGUGCACCAGCACUGUUCCUGGCUUGGCCUAUGGCAUCUGUGCAGCCCAGAGGAUUCAACAGGGCACUUGGAUUGGGCCUUUCCAGGGAGUUCUUCUUCUGCCGGAAAAGGUACAAACAGGAGGACCCAGAAAUACUCAGCACCUCUGGGAAAUAUAUGACCAAGAUGGGACACUACAGCACUUUAUUGAUGGUGGGGAACCCAGUAAGUCAAGUUGGAUGAGAUAUAUUCGAUGUGCACGGCACUGUGGGGAACAAAAUUUAACUGUAGUCCAAUACAGAUCAAAUAUAUUCUACCGAGCUUGCAUGGAUAUUCCCAGAGGCACUGAGUUGUUGGUGUGGUAUAAUGACAGCUACACAUCUUUCUUUGGAAUUCCUUUGCAGUGCAUUGCACAGGAUGAGAACUUGAACGUUCCUUCAACUGUUAUGGAAGCCAUGUCAAGACAAGAUCUCCAGCCAUUCAGCAAAAGUAGCAAAUCACCCUCUGCCCCUCCACAGCGAUCCGUAGUCUUUCCACAGACUCCAUGUAACAGGAAUUUCUCUCUUCUGGAUAAAUCGGGUUCUCUCGAAUCAGGAUUUAACCAGAUCAGUAAAAACCAACGAGUUCUCGCAAGUCCGACAUCAACAAGUCAAUUGAAUUCUGAGUUUAGUGACUGGCAUCUUUGGAAAUGUGGGCAAUGCUUUAAGACUUUCACCCAACGGAUCCUCUUGCAAAUGCAUGUUUGUACACAGAACCCUGACAGGCCCUAUCAGUGUGGACACUGCUCCCAAUCCUUCUCCCAACCUUCAGAGCUCCGGAACCACGUAGUCACUCACUCCAGUGACAGACCUUUCAAGUGUGGCUAUUGCGGUCGUGCCUUUGCUGGUGCUACUACACUCAACAAUCAUAUCCGGACACAUACAGGGGAGAAACCAUUUAAGUGCGAGAGGUGUGAGAGGAGCUUCACCCAAGCCACCCAGCUGAGUCGACACCAGAGGAUGCCCAAUGAGUGCAAGCCAAUAACAGAGAGCACAGAAUCAAUUGAAGUGGAUUAACUGAUUGACUGGUUGGAAUUAAACUGCAAGGAAAGUCAUGAUUAAAUGUCACGGACACUUAAGCAAAACCAAAGAUUUCCUCUGAGCAACUUUCAAUCAGUCCCAGAAAACCAAGAGCAGUAAUAAAAUAAGUAAGAUGUUAAGAGAUAUUGAUCCUGGCAUGGAAGCGAAACCAGGAAAGAGAUUAUUUAUUUAUGACUAAGAAUGAGACUGAUUUCAAUGGACAAGAAAUCCAAGCCUUGUAGGAUUUCCAGCCCCUUCCUCAUCAUGUAUUGCUUUAUUUCUAAAAGCUUUUAUAAUUGCUAUUUAAUACCAAAGCAACAAAUGUCAAGGGCUUUUCUGCCCAUAAGUAUGACUGCAAAUGCACAGGGACUUGUUUAUUGUUGCACCUUUUUCUUCAGCACGACUAAACGGACCCGAAUAUAUGUUCCUGAUAAGGUUCAGUUAGAUUGCCAUUCUUUUUACUUGACGUUAAUUUAAAAGGACUAAAGGACAAGAGAGAGAAGGUGAUCCAGGACCAUCGUUGCCCUCCUCUGACUAAUGCACAUUUCAUUUCCAUGGAUUCAAAAUUCACAUUUUGUGCACUUUUUUGUAUAAAUGUUUUCAUUAGCCAGUGUUGCAUUGGCCAAGGAGAUCCAAGAAUUGUUAAAUAAAUCUGUAGAUAUAUAUGUUGUAAAAUAUCCAUAAGGAAAGCAUUUGAAAUAUGUAGAGUUUUUGAAAACUGUCCUCUUUAAUGAAUGAGACAUAUUAUUCAUAACUGAUGAAUAAUUUCAAGUAAAAUAGUGACACUCUCUUAUCUAAAGCUACCGUGCUUGAAAUCAUAAACAUUAAAAAUGGUAUAGCAAGAGGCAUUCUUUACUUUAAUUAUGAAGAAGAAAAAUCAAUACAAUUUGUCCAUGUUUAAAUUUUUUACAAUCAAUCACAAAAAUAGGUUCAUAUAUAGCUACAACCCAUGAUAAAUUGAGUUCCAACUUUUUAUUGUACAACAUAGAAAAAUACAGGCAGUCUAGAUGUCGAUUACUACAUGAACAGAAAGCUAAAGUCAUUCCACUCAUUUGAUAUGAUUGUAAUAUCUCCUGAUGUACAAAAAGUUUAAGACUUAUCUGAAUUUAUUCCAUUCUAUGUGCAUAUAAUAUUCUCAAGUCCUUUUCCCAUGUCUUGGAAUGGUGAGCAUAACCUCUGAGCAUAAAAUGAUGGAGUAAGGAUGCACAGUCAAUAAGUAUGUAUUUUUUACAUGAAAGAAAGUCCUGCCAUAUUAAGUGGCUAUGUGGGGCAAAUGUGCAUUAGAUCAUCAAUUUUAAAUUUAUGUUGAAGCAUUUUAUAUUUUUUAAUCUCAGUUGACCAUGCUGGCAGGACUUUAUAUUAAAUUAAAUUCACAGUUAUUCCCAUCACUUCAGAGUAAUAUUUAUUCCUUGAAAGUUGUCUUGGGCCUCUUCCAAUUUUUAACUCCUUUAAAACUAAAACACAUGAAAAUUGUUGCGUUGUGUGAGGUGGGAGGCAAUAUAAAUGGGAUAAUUAAUUAAUCGCAAAAGGCACUAUAAAUGAAUAAGUUGAAUGCUGUAGCAAAUGUAGCAAAAAUUAAUCUAACACCAGGUAAGGUGACCUUCCUACCCUGUUCACAAUUGGCUCCAUUUCCUUACUUUGUUUUUGUGAUUUAGGGGGUAAGCCCAAUGUUAAAGAUUAAAUUUACAAUACUGAAUUAAAAACCUAGUAACAAAAACAAAGCAAACUAUUUAUGAGGUUCAUUUUUGGUGUUGAUGAUAUAGAUGCACAUAUAUUUAAUCAAAUCAACAAAUUAAUGAAAUCAUAUACAAGAUGUAUUGCUGGUGUGUGGAUAAAAAUGUCCUUUAUUUUAAUUUUCAGGAUGGUCUGUGCUAUAAAAGAUUAUCAUCAACAUCAUCUGGUCAUUGAUUCCUUUGUACAAACUAAUUCUACCAAUUCUGAAAGUCAUCACUGAAAUGGCCCCAGCCUCAGUUGUAUUUAUCAGGCAUAACCUGUAAUUGCCAUUUUUGCCUUUAGAACCCUACCUCAUUACUUCAUGACUGAAGCAUCACUAUAUAAUUCAUAAAUCCCCUGAGUUAAUGUAUUGGCUCAUUUAGAAAAGUAACCAGGCACCUUUGUCUCAUUAAACAUGUAGUAUUAA